Molecule: messenger RNA, 1443 nt
Organism: Serendipita indica DSM 11827
Lineage: Eukaryota; Fungi; Basidiomycota; Agaricomycetes; Sebacinales; Serendipitaceae
Source: the annotation of a GenBank genome assembly
AUGCCAGACAAUCUUAUCCAACACUCUAACAACCUUGUAUGCCGCGGCAAUUGGGGAAGCCGAACAGAUCACAGCGAGACGUCCUUUCCACCAUCGAUAGCACGCAUACUGUGGAGACAAUCUCAUCAACCAUCUGCAGCCGGAACAAUCGGCAAGUCUUUCAGAAGCUCGAUAUGGCAUACAUCCGACACCAUCUCUACGAUGAGCAACCUCGCAACAACCUUGUAUAGCCGCGGCCAAGUGGGCGAGGCAGAACGGAUGCAACAAGAUGUACUUUCCCUGCGGCUGGAUAUACUUGGAGAACGACAUCCAGACACCAUCUACGAUGAGCAAUCUCGCAACAACCUUCUCGAUAUACUUGGAGAACGACAUCCAGACACCAUCUUUACGAUGAACAACCUCGCAACAACCUUGUAUAGCCGCGGCCAAUUGGGCGAGGCAGAACGGAUGCAACAAGAUGUACUUUCCCUGCGGCUGGAUAUACUUGGAGAACGACAUCCAAACACCAUUGUUGCGAUGAGCAAUCUCGCAACAACCUUGUAUAGCCGCGGCCAAUUGGGCGAGGCAGAACAGAUGCAACGAGACCACCAUCUUGCGAUGAACAAUCUCGCAACAACCUUGUAUAGCCGCGGCCAAUUGGGCGAGGCAGAACGGAUGCAACAAGAUGUUCUUUCCCUGCAGCUGGAUAUACUUGGAGAACGACAUCCAGACACCAUCUUUGCGAUGAACAACCUCGCAACAACCUUGUGUAGCCGCGGCCAAUUGGGGGAGGCAGAACAGAUGCAACGAGACGUUCUUUCCCUGCAGCUCGAUGUACUUGGAGAACGACAUCCAGACACCAUUUUUACGAUGAGCAAUCUCGCAACAAUCUUGUAUAGCCGUGGCCAAUUGGGGGAGGCAGAACGGAUGGAACGAGACGUACUCGCCCUGCGGCUGGAUAUACUUGGAGAACGACAUCCAGACACAAUCAUUGCGAUGAGCAACCUCGCGACAACCUUGUAUAGCCGCGGCCAAUUGGGCGAGGCAGAACGGAUGCAACAAGAUGUACUUGCCCUGCGGCUGGAUAUACUUGGAGGACGACAUCCGUCUACCAUUGCUGCAAUGAAAAACCUCGCAAUAACGUUCUAUAACCGCGGCCGGCUAGAUGAGGCGGAAAAGCUUCAAAGGGACUCAAUUGGUCUAUGGCUAGAUAUCUUCGGCUCACGGCAUCCACACACCCUAACCGCCUCAUUGGACUUGUCUGUUAUGGUAUACGAAGCGGGUAAGUCCGAGGAAGCGGCAAAGCUUCUUCGAGAGACCAUGGAUCUACGGAUUGAGGUCUUUGGUCAAGAUCAUCCUCAUACCGUGAGGUCAAUGGAGCUUCUUAAACUCAUAGAUUCCGAGCGAUCUCAAAACUCUUAUACUCAACGUCUAUCUCAAUUCUUCUCUCGCUUCUUUUCCUAA